GGGCGGGAACAGCCAGCUCCCUGCCAGGAGUCAAAAAACGAAAGCACUUCGGCUGAGACCAAGACUCAAGUCAGGACUCCGAGGAGACCGAGUGGAGUGUGCCAGCUCGCCAGCUCUGGAACCUGGGAUGCUGGGGAGAGAUUCUGGCCCCUCCUGCCCAACCACUGGGGACUGAGUGGGAGCACAGAUGAGGUGUCUGCCCCCCCCUUGGGGGGGGCAGGACAGGGCCUAGGGCCUGGGUGCCACCUGGCACCUGGAAGAUGCCUGUGCCUUGGUUCCUGCUGUCCUUGGCACUGGGCCCAAGCCCCAUGGUCCUCUCUCUGGAGAGGCUUAUGGGGCCUCAGGAUGCUGCUAACUGCUCUCUGGGCCUCUCCUGCCACCUGUGGGAUGGUGACGUACUCUGCUUGCCUGGGAAUAUCGAGCCUGCCCCAGGACCUGUGCUGGUGCCCACACGCCUACAGACAAAGCUGGUGCUGAGGUGUCAUCAGGAGACUGACUGCAACCUCUGUGUGCGUGUGGCCGUCGACUUGGCUGUGCGUGGCCACUGGGAAGAGCCUGAAGAUGAGGAGCAAUUUGGAAGAGCAGCUGACCCAGAGCUUGAAGAGCCUAAGAAUGCCUCUCUCCAGGCCCAAGUCGUGCUCUCCUUCCAGGCCUACCCUACUGCCCGCUGUGUCCGGCUGGAGGUGCAAGUGCCCGCUGCCCUCGUGCAGCCUGGUCAGCCUGUGGGCUCUGUAACAUUUGACUGCUUCGAGGCUGCUCUAGGAGCUGAGGUGCAAAUCUGGUCCUACACUCAGCCCAGGUACCAGAAGGAACUCAAUUUCAUACAGCAGCUGCCUGAUUGCAGGGGGCUCGAAGUCCAGGACGGCAUCCAGAGCUGCUGGGCCCUGCCCUGGCUCAACGUGUCUGCAGAUGGUGAGGAUGUGCAACUGGUGCUGGAUGUCUCUGAGGAACAGCACUUUGGCCUCUCCCUGUACUGGAACCAGGUCCAGGGCCCUUCAAAACCCUGGUGGCACAGAAACCUGACUGGGCCGCAGACCAUUACCUUGAACCACACAGACCUGGUUCCCUGUCUCUGUAUUCAGGUGUGGCCUCUGGAACCUGACUCCGUGAGAACGAGCAUCUGCCCAUUUAAGAAUGAUACCCGCGCACACCGUAACCUCUGGCGGGCUGCCCGGCUGCAGCUGCUGCCCCCACGGGGCUGGCGGCUGGUCGCGCCAUGCUCCCUGCCCGCCGAGGCCACACUGUGCUGGCAGGCACCGGGCAGGGGAUCCUGCCAGCCGCUGGUCCCACCGCUGCCCCGGGAAAAUGUCACUGUGAACGAAGCCCUGGAGUUCCCUUUGCUGAAAGGCCACCCCAACCUCUGUGUCCAGCAGGUAAGCAGUGGGGAGAAGCUGCAGCUGCAAGAGUGCUUGUGGUCUGACUCUCUGGGGCCCCUCAAGGACGAUAUGCUGCUGGUGGAGACACGAGGCCCCCAGGACAACAGAUCAAUCUGUGCCUUGGAACCCAGUGGUUGCACCCCACUGCUCAGCAGGGCCUCCACGAGGGCAGCUCGCCUUGGAGAGCAGUUACUACAAGACCUGCAGUCAGGACAGUGUCUGCAGCUGUGGGAUAAUGACCUGGGAGCACUAUGGGCCUGCCCCAUGGACAAGUAUAUCCACCAGCGCUGGGCCCUGGUGUGGCUGGCCUGCCUACUCUUUGCUGCUGUGCUUUUCCUUCUCCUCCUCCUCAAAAAGGACCAUGUGAAAGGGUGGCUGAGGCUCCUGAAGGAGGAUGUCUACUCGGGGGCGGCCGCCAGGGGCCGCGCCGCUCUGCUGCUGUACUCGGCCGACGACGCGGGCUUCGAGCGCCUCGUUGGCACCCUGGCGUCGGCGCUGUGCCAGCUGCCAUUGCGCGUGACCGUGGACCUGUGGAGUCGUCGUGAGCUGAGCGCGCAGGGGUCCUUGGCCUGGUUCCACGCACAGCGGCUCCAGAUCCUGCAGGAGGGCGGCGUGGUGAUCUUGCUCUUCUCGCCCGGGGCCGUGGCGCUGUGCCAGGAGUGGCUGCAGGACGGAACGUCGUCGGCGCCCGGGGCGCACCGCCCGCACGACGCCUUUGCUGCCUCGCUCAGUUGUGUGUUGCCCGACUUUUUGCAGGGCCGGGCGCCCGGCCGCUACAUCGGGGCCUACUUCGAGGGUCUGCUCCACCCGGAUGCCGUGCCCGCCCUGUUCCGUGCGGUGCCAGUCCUCGCCCUGCCCUCCCAGCUGCCUGACUUCCUGCGGACUCUGCAGGGGCCCGGCGCCGCCCGCCCCGGGUGGCUCUCGAAUAGGGCGGAGCGAGUGUCUCGAGCCCUUCAGCCCGCCCUGGACAGCUGCCUCCUGCCCCCGGGGACCCAAGAGACAGGACUCGAGAUGGCACCCGAGGCGGGGUACAGGACUUGAAUAAAGGCAGACGCUAUUUUUCUAUCCA
This is a messenger RNA of Myotis daubentonii (Daubenton's bat), 2445 nucleotides long. It is a transcript of the gene IL17RC, whose product is annotated as interleukin 17 receptor C. The record is from RefSeq and is a predicted model, not a curated record. NCBI's taxonomy places the organism in Eukaryota, Metazoa, Chordata, Mammalia, Chiroptera, Vespertilionidae. Gene Ontology annotation, molecular function: interleukin-17 receptor activity.